Penicillium subrubescens is the source of this 891-nucleotide messenger RNA. RefSeq lists its product as uncharacterized. Lineage: Eukaryota; Fungi; Ascomycota; Eurotiomycetes; Eurotiales; Aspergillaceae. The coding region runs from base 1 to 891 and encodes 296 amino acids. The transcript has 4 exons. The record is from RefSeq and is a predicted model, not a curated record.
AUGGCCAAGAAGCAGCCACAGCCGCGGCAGACUGCGGUCUCCUUCGACGCGAUCAUUCAAUCCGAUCGCCGGAAGAAGCAAAAUGAGCAGCUUGCAAGCCAGAUCCUCGGCAAGAACAGAAAUGAGAAAGGCCGCCGAGCAAGCGCGCCAGGCCCAGGCGCGGUAAGCAAGUUGCCGAACUCGAAGCCGGGGAGCUUAGCCAGUCGCAUCGGAGUGCCAAAGCGAUCUGCAUCAGUUUCCGCCCGACCCAACCAGGCCAACAAGGUCACCAAGGCCAAACCUGCCCCUGUCACAGCCCCAUCCACACGAAAGUCCACAAAGCCCACAAAUCAACGUCGCCCGAAUGUCGAGAGAAUUCAGGCUGCCAUCCAGUCCGGCAAUGACCAAGCUACAGUUCGUCCCGCUCCCGCGGGUAUGACGAUUAAAGGCGCUUCCGGGCCCUUUGUAGUCAUUGGCAGCAACUUUGCCCCUGGAACGACUGCUGCAGACAUCCAGUCUGCGAUUGAGCCCAUCUCUGGCCCAAUGCUGACCUGUCGAGUCACCUCGCACCACCCCACUGUUACCGCAGAGUUUGCAUUUGGAGAGAAGUGGUGCGCCGAGAACGCAGUCGCCAACUUCCACAACCAAAGAGCCGACGGAAGACUUUUGUCGCUCAAGUUACAGCCAGCUGGAACCCAAGUAGGCACUCCGGGUACCUCGUUCAACGACCUUCGAGAGCAAGCAGAUCGCGAACGCAGGAAUCGCCGCGCAGAACCGGUGCUUCAGGAUGGCCGUUAUGGAUUCGACGAAACGGGCGGCGCUCUCAACUCAGAGGCAGGGCUUUACAGUGACGAGAUGAUGGUGGAUGCUCCGCAGCAGAAGAACCAAAACCGGCGGAGACAUCGGCGGUAA